AUAUUCUUGGUUAUAAGUUAGUGGCAAGUAAACAUUUUCUCAAGAAAAUCAAGAAAAAGCAAAAGGUGUUCUCUAUUCUUCUUCUUCCGAUGUAUCAAAUCUUCUUCCUCUUCUUUCUUACAACCUUCCACGGUUAUUACCAUGUCUCUGCUCAGCCUCCUGCUCCUCCGCUCAGCAACGGUGACCUCGUCGCCAACUUCGAGCCGAGUUUAGCCAUCAUCACAGGAGUUCUCGCCAUCAUGUUCGCACUCACUUUCGUCCUCCUAGUAUACGCUAAGUGCUGCCACAUGGAUCUCCUAUCAGGUUCCGGCGACGGAAGGCGGCAAGAUCGUCUGCUCCGACAAGGGUUUUUCUUCAACAGGUCAAAUAACUCCUCGGCUCGAUUCUCCGGUUUAGACAAGACAGCAAUCGAGUCGCUUCCUAUGUUUAGGUUCUCUGCUUUGAAAGGAUCAAAACAAGGGCUUGAGUGCUCUGUCUGUUUGUCUAAAUUCGAAAGCGUCGAGAUUCUUAGGUUGUUGCCUAAAUGUCGUCACGCUUUCCACAUCGGAUGCAUCAAUCAGUGGCUUGAGCAGCACGCAACGUGUCCUCUCUGCAGAGACAGAGUCUCUGUGGAAGAAGAUUCCUCUGUUUAUGUAAACAGUUUUCGGUUCUUGGAUGAGUCUGGGAGAAGAGAGGAUUCGAGCUUGGAGAUUUACAUCGAGAGAGAAGAAGAAGAAGAGGAGAGAAGAAGAAGAAGUAGACAGAGAGAGGAAGUUGGUAGCUCAUCGAGAUUCAGCAUCGGAGGGAGUUUCAGGAAGAUUCUUAAAUUAGGUCAUAAAGAAAAGCCGUUGCUUGAGCAACAAGGAAACGAUGAGUACGAGAACAAGGUGAUGCAUAAGUUCAAUCAUAGAAUCGUUGUGUCAGAUGUUGUGUUCAAGAAUCGUUGGAGCAACGUGAGUUCUUCAGAUUUGAUGUUUUUGAAUUCAGAGAUGGUUAGUUCGAUCUCCAGCGAGAGAUUCUCAUUUAAGAGAAGCGAUGAAGAGGAUCAAAGAGGUGUCUUGCGGAUCAAUGAAGAGAUGGAGAACAAGUUGAGUUCGAUGAAAACUAUGUUGUUGUCUGAAAACAGAGACUCUGGUUCGAAAUCGAGAAGCGUUAUGAUCGAGUCAAAAAGAAGAUCGGUCUCUGAGAUAACUACGGUUCCUAGACUCAGUAUUGCGGUUCAUGGUGAUUGCAGCGGUUCAACCGCAGCGACUGCGUCUGAGAUUGAGGAGAGAAGACGGCGUUUGUGGCUGCCGAUCGCUAGAAAAACAGCUCAAUGGUUUGCUAACAGAGAAAAAAGAAAUCAAAUUAAUACAACAUACCAACACUUUAAUGUUUAGUUUAUUUCUUUUUCUUCAUGAAUUGUGCAACUUUUACAGACGUGUUACAUUUAGUUUUGAUUUAUGGUAUACAAAAAAUAUUCUUUCACAGGUUAGUUAGAUACUUAGAUCCAAAGAUACUUUGUGUAAAUAUGAUAGAUUGAUACAUAAACAAAUUUAUAUUAUUUAUUAUUUAUAAAAUAAUAA
Molecule: messenger RNA, 1544 nt
Organism: Raphanus sativus (radish)
Lineage: Eukaryota; Viridiplantae; Streptophyta; Magnoliopsida; Brassicales; Brassicaceae
Product: E3 ubiquitin-protein ligase ATL42-like
Exons: 1
Coding region: 90-1358 (422 amino acids)
Source: RefSeq, a predicted model, not a curated record